AGUUUAAAAUUUGUGUCACUUUUGGUAAGUUUUGUUUGUAAGAAUCAUCUAAUAUUUUAAGAUUUAUUAACAUAACAUUAUUCAUAAGUAUCUCUUAUUAUCUUUUUAUGACUAUAGGCUUUGUAGUGAUGGCUGUCUUCUUUUCUCUGAUGGUGGAGAUUGAGCUUUUUCCUAGUUUUUUCUUAGUCAUGACAGGGUUUAUCAAUUAUAAUAAUCUCAAAGAGCCAAGUUUAGACUUUCAAUUCAAUUAAUAGAUGUUUGUUUUGUAUUUCAUUAGUCUCUUCUCUUUAUCGUUUUCCUCUUCCUACUUUCCUUAGGUUUUUUUUUUCAUUUCAAGUUUUAAUGAAAGCUUGUAUGUAAGAUCACUUUAUUCGUAAACCUUCUCAAUUGUUUCUUCCUUGUAUUUGCCCUUUUACUUUUCUACUUGGCGAGAUUUGGCUUUCCGUUCAAAGAUCUUUUUGUGGUCUUCGUCCAGUUUUGGCCUAGUGAUACCCACCUUGCAGGGGUGAAUGCCUACACGGACAGUUGUGCCAUUUGCCUUCUCCUGCUGCACCUACCAGUGUAGAGGACAUAUUUCUUCCUGUAAACCUGGACUACUUCGCCAGUUUGCUGACCUUUAUAAUGUCCUCAUACAGCCUGAAUUUCAUCAUCCUUUUGGAUGGGCAUGGAUCAAACAUUGUACUUCUCAGCUCUUUGGAAAGAGGGAAAGACAUAAGGUGCAUUGAAAUACCUUUUGUGGUUUUGCUUUGGUUGGAAGUCAAAAAGGGAUUGGACUUCAUUUUGGUUGCACUCACUUCAGUGAUGGCCACCAAAGGGAAGGGAACUACAUGCUGCUUCUGGUUCUGUACCUAUAUUUUAUUGUCUAUUUUUUUUUCCCCCAGCUUCUUGAUGUGGAUACUUAACUAAUUUUCAGCCUUUCUUAUUUUCUGAUAUACACAUUUACAGUUGUAGGUAUUAAAGCUGUUGGCAUUUCUGUAGUUUUAACUGUGUCCGCCAAAUUUUGAUAUGGUUUAUUCUUAUCUUCAUUAAGUUCAAGAGUAUUUUCUAAUUUCUACUGUGAUUUCUCAUAAGUUAUUGAAAAAGAUGUGGCCUAAUUUUAAAACUACCUUCAUUGUCAUUGAUUUCUAGUUUACUUGGGUUGUUGUCAGAGAACUUACCCUGAAUUAUUUCAUCAUUUGAAACCUUCUUGAGUCUUUUCAUGUUCUCUGGUUAUAUUUGGUAAAUGUUCGGCGUGCACUUGAAAAUAACAUAUAUCAAUUUUUUUCUGUCACUUAGAAAAGUGUAUUAAAUAUUAAAUUCUCCUAUGAGUGUGAAUUUCUCUAUUCUUAUAUUCUGUCAAUCUUUUUAUUUUGAAGCUACAUUUUUAACCAUACAGAUUUAAAGAUCUUAUACUUUCCUGGUAUAUUAACCGUUUUUAUCUUUAUGAAAUAAAUCAUGCUUUGUAUCUAGUAUGAUGUUUGCUGUGAAGCCUCGUUUGUUUAAUAUUGGUACACCUGCACCACGACUACUUUUGUUGGUGUUCUAAUAGAAUUUCUUUCUGCAUUCUUUUACAAAUGUACCCCUCUGUCCUUAUACGUAAGUUGUAUCUCUUGUAAGCAGCCUAUAGGUAUCUUUUCUAAGUAUGGCCUGAUAAUCUUUGUCUUUAAUUGAUAUGCUGAUUUUAAGUACAUUUAAGCCUGUUUUGAGACAUAGUUUUCUGCCUGAUUCAUCAUUUUAUGUUCCCUUUUCUUUUUUGCAUUCUUUUGGCUCAAUAAGUAUUUUUAAAUGCCUUUAUACCUCACCAUCCAUUAGCCUGCUAUUUAUACAUUCUUUAUACUUUUUUUCUUUGAGACAUGGUCUCACUCUUUGAGUUGCCCAGGCUGGAGUGCAGUGGUGCGAGCAUAGUUCCCUGCAGCCCCAAACCCCUGGGUGCAAAUGAUUCUCCUGCUUCACUCUCCCAAGUAGCUGGGACUACAGGUGCCCACCACCAUGCCUGGCUACAUUUUUAUCUUUUAUUUUUUAAAGACAGGAUCUUGCUAUAUUGCCCUUAAACUCUUGGCCUCAAAUUAUCCUCCUGCCUUAGUCUCCCAAGUAGCUGGGACUGCAGGUGUAAACCACUAUUCCUGGCCCUUUUCACCUCUUGAUAGUACCCUUUGAUGCACAAAAGUUUUUUAUUUGUGUGUUUAUUUAUUUAUUUUGAGACACGGUCUCGCUCUGACGCCCAGGCUAGAGUGGUGCCAUCUUGGCUCACUGCAACCUCUGUCUCCUAGGUUCAAGUGAUUCUCGUGCCUCAGCCUCUGGAGUAACUGGGAUUACAAGCAAAUUCUACCACCUCUGGCUAAUUUUUUUUUUUUUUUUGAGACAGAGUUUUACUCUUGUUGCCCAGGCUGGAGUGCAAUGGGGCGAUCUCGGUUCACUGCAAUCUUUGCCUCCCGGGUUCAAGCGAUUCUCCUGCCUCAGCCUCUUAAGUAGCUGAUUACAGGCAUGCACCACCAUGCCCGGCUAGUUUUGUGUUUUUAGUAGAGUUGAGGUUUCUCCAUGUUGGUUAGGCUGGUCUCAAACUCCUGACCUCAGGUGAUCUGCCCUCUUCGACCUCACAAAGUAUUGGGAUUACAGGCGUGAGCCACCACGCCCAGCCUUAUUAAUUUUUGUAUUUUUAGUAGAGAUCGGUUUUUGCUAUGUUGGUCAGGCUGGUCUUGAACUCCUGGCCUCAAGUGAUACACCUGCCUCAACCUCCCAAAGUGCUGGGAUUAUAGGCAUGAGCCACAGCGCCCAUCCUUCACAAAAGUUUUAAAUUUUAACGAAGUGUAAUUUAGGUUUUUUCCCUUUGGUUAUUUGUAGCUUUUGGUGUCAGAUUUAAGAUACUGUUGCCAGAUUCAUAGUUAUGAAGCUUAUGUUUUUCUUCUAAGAGUUUUAUAAUUUUAGUCCUUAAAUUGAAGUCUUUGAUCUGAUUUAAUUUUUGUAAUGGUGUGAGGUGAAGGUCUGAAUUCUUUUUUUUUUUUUGAGACAGAGUUUUGCUCUUGUUGCCCAGACUGGAGUGCAAUGGUGGGAUCUCGGCUCACUGCAACCUCUGCCUCCCAGGUUGAAGCAAUUCUCUUGCUUCAGCCUCCCGAGUAGCUGGGAUUACAGGCACCUGCCACCAUGCCUGGCUAAUUUUUUUAUUUUAGUAGAGAUGGGGUUUCACCAUGUUAGCCAGGCUGGUCUCGAAUUCCUGAUGUCAGGUGAUCCAUCUGCCUUGGCCUCCCAAAAUGCUGGGAUUAUAGGCCACUAUGCCCAGCCUUUAUUUUUUGCCUGUGUAUAUCCGCUUCUGCUAGAACUAUUUAUUGAAGAGACUAUUUGCCUCAUUGAAUGAUACUGCCAUUCUUGUCAGAAAUCAGUGGAUACUAUAUAUAUGUGUGUUUACUUCUGGACUCACUAGUGUCUCCGUCCUUUCGCAAAUUUCACACGGUUCUUAUGUGGCAACGAUACUUUAUGUCAAGACACAUUAAAAUAAGUACGUAGCCAUUAGAAUUAGUUAUUUAUGUAUCACUUAAAGUCACCUUGAAAAUUGCCGGUGGUACCUGUCAGAAGAGACUGCAUAUUUUUAGGAAAUACAUACUUUUGCAUCACUGGACAGCAAACUAGGCUCAAAUACUCAACGUCACAUUUAUCAGCUUAAAAGUGCUUGGCAGAGAAUAUUCAACGGAUGGGUUAAAAAUAUGUGGAGUGAAGUACAUUGAUCUUGGGCACAGUAGUGAGAAAGAGACAACUGUCUUUAUUGUGUUAAUUUUCAUAAAAUGAUUAUUUAGGAGAGCAACCAGUCUUUCCAUCCCAUGACUAAGACAGGGCCUUACCAGCUCUAGGAGAUUAUGGUUAAGUAAACAGUAGAGAUUUUUACUGUAGAAAAUAAUGUAUAGCGAUCUAACCCUUUAAUGCCUUUAUCACUCAGGGACUUCACUGUGGUAGGAGGAGUGCGGUGAGGUGUGGAAAGCCGUGGAAAUUUCAGGGAUUGCCGUUGUGAUGGCUGUGAUUCCAGAUGGAGUCACAGUUUACGGUUUAGUGCAGGAGUCGGCAAGCGUUCUUUCUGUCAAGGGUCAUAUGGCAGCGCGCAGAUGAAGAAAGAAGACAUUGGUGGCACCCUAAGAAAUCUUCAUUAAGCUCCAUCCCAGUAAGGACCCUCCUCUUUGCUACCAGCCACUUUCCUGAUUUCUAACGACAAAGUCUGGCCCCUCUGCUGUAGGACUGCUGAGGUCCACUCCAGGCCCUGCUUGCCUGGGGAUCACCUGCAGCGGCUGCAGAAGAGUAAGGGUUGCUUCCAGUUUCUUCUGCUGCUCUCUUUGUCCCAGAAGGAUACCCGCCAGAGUUGCAUGGUUGACUCUGUCUACCAGGUGUUCCAGUCAUCUGUUGAAAAGGCACCGGAAUCUGUGUCAUUUCCCAUGUGGCAACCCACUGUGCCAGAUGAAAUAGCCAUGCUGAGAUUCAUGAUGCUUUUUUGCCCAGGAAUCUCCUGGCCUGGCUCCAUUUCAGUUCCCUUUUUAAUCAGUUGAAUGGGUGACUCUGUCUGCCAGGAGCUCCAAUCGCCAGGUAAAAUGGCACCCGGACCUGGGUGUUUUGUAUGGAGAACUGCUUUGCAGGGGCGCCAGCAAAUCAGCCGCAUGGGUGAAAACAGCCUUGCCAGCUAAAUCAGCUGGGCUGGCCAAACCAACGGUGCUGGUGACCCUUGGGGCUCCUCUGCCUGGGAAUCUCCUGGUCUGUGGGCAAUAAAAAUCCAUCUGGAAAUGCGGCGUCCACUCACCCUCUGUGCUUUUGCUGGGAGCUGCAAUCCUGAGGUGCUCCUAAUCAGCCUUCUUGGAUCCCUCCCCUACAGUCUUUCUUUAGAAAGAAAAAUUUACAGAUAGAAUUUCAAAGGGAGUUGAUGUUCCUUUAAAAAAUGAGGGAGACUUAAUAACAUUAAGCAUGAAAAGAAAGAGUUUACAUGAAUACAUACAGAUGCUGACAAAAUGAGCAUUGAAAUGCCUGGGUAAAGGUGAACUUUUGUUUUUUUGAGAGAGAGAGUCUCACUCUGUCACUGAGGCUGGAGUGCAGUGCUUAGAUCUCAGCUCACUGCAACUUCUGCCUCCAGGGUUCAAGUGAUUCUUUUUACUGCAUCCUGUUUUAUCAGCAUGGUCUUUAUAACCUGUUUUGUUUUUUUUUUGAGAUGGAGUCUUGCUCUGUCGCACAGGCUGGAGUGCAGUAGCGCAUCUCAGCUCACUGCAACCUCCAUCUCCCAGGUUUAAGCAGUUCUACUGCCUAAGCCUCCUGAGUAGCUGGGAUUAUAGAUUCGCACCACCACGCCCAGCUAAUUUUAGUAUUUUUAAUGGAGUCAGAGUUUUACCAUGUUGGUCAGACUGGUCUUGAACUGCUGACCUCAGGUGAUCCACCUGUCUUGGCCUCCCAAAGUGCUGGGAUUACAGGCAUGAGUCACUGCACCUGGCCAGGUGAACCUGUCUUGGAAAACAGUUUGCUGUAAGAAUAUGAGCAAACUGACACUAUUAGGGACCAUUUACUGAGUUUCAUAACAGAUAUUUAUCAUGUCACACUUGUACUUUAUAUCAUUUUUAUGGCAAAUACCAAAGUUUUGGAAUUUAAUUGUUUCACUGAAACAACUCAUGCCUUUGAUAACUAGGGUCCUGCUUUGGCUUGGCUCUUAAUUGAAUAAACAGUCUUAGGCUUACAUAUUAAUUUAUGUUAUUGCUGACAAAAUCCAAGUUUGUCUGUUGUUUUUACACUAGGCUUAAAGUAGCAACUGAGGUCCUUGUAUUUUGUUUGUUUGUUUGUUUGUUUGAGAUGGAGUUUUCCUCUUGUCUCCCAGGCUGGAGUGCAAUGGUGCGAAUCUCAGCUUACUGCAACCCCUGCCUCCCAGGUUCAAGCAAUUCUCCUGCCUCAGCUUCCAGAGUACCUAGGAUUACAGGCUUGGGCCACCAUGCCUGGCUAAUUUUUGUAUUUUUAGUAGAGACGGGGUUUUGGUAUGUUGGCCAAGAUGGUCUUGAACCCCUGACCUCAGGUGAUCUGCCCCCCCCUUGGCCUCCCAAAGUGUUGGGAUUACAGACAUGAGCCACUGCGCAUGGCCCAGCAACUGGGGUCUUAUCUCAGAAGCCAUUAUCUUAAGCAUAAGUAAUUAGGAGAGUGUCCUGGAUUAUUAAUUGAAAAUUAGUACUAGUUAUGCCACUGGUUAAUUAUGUAAAUUUGACUAAGUGGCUUCAUUUCUCUGGGUGUGAGUUUUCUUAGCUGUACAACAAGGGCGUGGACAAUAUGACUCACCUCCCCCCCACCUCCCAUAAAGUUAUUUUAUUUAUGUUUAAUUAUUUUUGGUAAUACAUUAUCAGGAUUCAGCAUUCACCUGUGAUAAUUAUGUAUGUCUCCCUCACCAGCCCCCAUUUCCAGUCAGAUAGUUGCCUUUUUCACAGGCAACCAAUGCUACUUUUUUCCUGUGGUUUUACAGGUAUUUUUUUUGAAUAUAUAAGUAAAUGCAUGGUAUAUCUCUGCUCCCUGAGACUUUUUUUUUUUUUUUAGAAGUGAUACCAUUCAGAACAUACUCCUUUUCCUGUUGAAUACAGGUUAGGGAUGAAUUUUCCAUAUGAGUUACAUUUCAUUUCCAUUUGAGUACCCCCUUAUGAGUAAAUCCAUUUGAACAGAUAAUCAGUAAGAUUCAGAAAGGACUGGCGUCUUCUCUGGUUCACUGUACGAUUCAGAAAGGGCAGGAGUCUUCUCCGGUUCUCUCUACUUCCCAGUGCAGGUGCUUUUGAGUAACAGGCGAGUGCUCCUUUCUGGAAGAAAGCAGGUGCCCGUGGCUGGUGGUGGUAGCCAGUCUGAGCAUUUGGCUUUCUGAGAGACUCUACAAAGAAAAUUAUGCAGACUUAUUUCAGCCAGCUCUUGGGAACAACCACGUGGGCCAGAUGGAGUUUUAACAUUGAAUGCGGAGAACACUAAUUAUGCCUAUCAAGUUCCAAACUUCCAUAAAUGUGAAAUCUGUCUGCUAUCUUUUCCAAAAGAAUCCCAGUUUCAACGCCACAUGAAGGAUCACGAGCGAAAUGACAAGCCACAUCGAUGUGACCAGUGCCCCCAAACAUUUAAUGUUGAAUUCAACCUGACACUUCAUAAAUGCACUCACAGCGGGGAAGAUCCCACCUGCCCUGUGUGUAACAAGAAAUUCUCCAGAGUGGCUAGUCUCAAAGCGCAUAUUAUGCUACAUGAAAAGGAAGAGAAUCUUAUCUGUUCUGAGUGCGGGGAUGAGUUCACUCUGCAGAGUCAGCUGGCCGUGCACAUGGAGGAGCACCGCCAGGAGCUGGCUGGAACCCGGCAGCAUGCCUGCAAGGCCUGCAAGAAAGAGUUUGAGACUUCCUCGGAGCUGAAGGAACACAUGAAGACGCAUUACAAAAUUAGGGUAUCAAGUACAAGGUCUUAUAACCGGAACAUCGACAGAAGUGGGUUCACGUAUUCAUGUCCGCACUGUGGGAAGACAUUUCAAAAGCCAAGCCAGUUAACGCGACACAUUAGGAUACACACAGGUGAAAGGCCGUUUAAAUGUAGUGAAUGUGGAAAAGCUUUUAACCAGAAGGGGGCGCUGCAGACACACAUGAUCAAGCACACAGGUGAAAAACCCCACGCCUGUGCCUUCUGUCCUGCCGCCUUCUCUCAGAAAGGGAAUCUUCAGUCGCACGUGCAGCGAGUCCACUCAGAGGUUAAGAAUGGUCCUACCUACAACUGUACGGAAUGUAGCUGUGUAUUUAAAAGUCUAGGCAGCUUAAACACGCACAUCAGCAAGAUGCAUAUGGGUGGGCCACAGAACUCAGCAAGUUCUACAGAGACUGCUCAUGUGUUAACAGCCACACUCUUUCAGACGUUACCUCUUCAACAGACGGAAGCCCAAGCCACGUCAGCCUCCGGCCAGCCGAGCUCCCAGGCGGUGAGCGACGUCAUCCAGCAGCUCCUGGAGCUCUCGGAGCCGGGGCCGGUGGAGUCGGGUCAGUCCCCGCAGCCCGGGCAGCAGCUGAGCAUCACAGUGGGCAUCAACCAGGACAUUUUACAGCAAGCCUUAGAAAACAGUGGGCUGUCUUCAAUUCCAGCUGCAGCACACCCAAAUGACUCCAGCCACGCCAAGCCUUCUGCAGCACAGGUUCAAAACCCAGAUGUUUCCAGUGUUUCAAAUGAGCAGACGGACCCUACGGACGCAGAGCCAGAAAAAGAACAGGAAAGCCCAGAGAAACUAGAUAAAAAAGAAAAAAAAAUGAUAAAGAAGAAAUCACCAUUUCUACCCGGCUCAAUCCGUGAGGAGAACGGUGUGCGAUGGCACGUGUGUCCCUACUGCGCCAAGGAGUUCCGCAAGCCCAGCGACCUGGUGCGCCACAUCCGCAUCCACACCCACGAGAAGCCCUUCAAGUGCCCGCAGUGCUUCCGUGCCUUCGCCGUGAAAAGCACACUGACGGCCCACAUCAAGACGCACACUGGCAUCAAGGCAUUCAAGUGCCAGUACUGCAUGAAGAGCUUCUCCACCUCGGGCAGCCUCAAGGUGCACAUCCGCCUGCACACAGGAGUUAGACCUUUUGCUUGUCCUCACUGUGACAAAAAGUUUCGAACCUCAGGCCAUAGGAAGACUCACAUUGCUUCCCACUUUAAACAUACGGAAUUAAGGAAAUUGAGGCACCAGCGAAAACCUGCAAAGGUUCGUGUUGGCAAGACGAAUGCUCCAGUCCCUGACAUUCCUUUGCAGGAACCAAUCCUCAUAACUGACUUAGGUCUUAUCCAGCCCAUUCCAAAAAACCAGUUUUUCCAAAGCUAUUUUAAUAAUAAUUUUGUAAAUGAAGCAGAUAGACCAUACAAGUGUUUUUACUGUCAUCGUGCAUAUAAAAAAUCUUGCCACCUUAAACAACACAUCAGAUCCCAUACAGGUGAAAAACCUUUUAAAUGCUCUCAGUGUGGAAGAGGCUUUGUUUCUGCGGGCGUGCUCAAAGCGCAUGUCCGAACACACACGGGACUGAAAUCUUUCAAGUGUCUGCUAUGUAAUGGGGCUUUCACUACUGGUGGCAGCUUACGGCGACACAUGGGAAUUCACAACGACCUUCGUCCGUAUAUGUGUCCCUAUUGCCAAAAAACAUUUAAGACUUCACUAAAUUGCAAAAAGCACAUGAAAACCCACAGAUAUGAACUUGCCCAGCAGCUCCAACAGCAUCAGCAGGCAGCCUCGAUAGAUGCCAGCACUGUGGACCAGCAGAGCAUGCAGGCCUCCACCCAGAUGCAGGUGGAGAUCGAGAGCGACGAGCUGCCGCAGACAGCGGAGGUGGUCGCAGCGAACGCUGAGGCCAUGCUAGACCUGGAGCCUCAGCACGUGGUGGGCACAGAGGAAGCAGGGCUGGGCCAGCAGUUGGCAGAUCAGCCCCUGGAAGCAGAUGAAGAUGGGUUUGUGGCUCCGCAGGACCCUCUGCGAGGGCCCAUAGAGCAGUUUGACGAACAGACCCCUGCGCAGCAGCCCUUCGAGCCAGCAGGGCUGCCCCAAGGUUUUACAGUGACUGAUACAUACCAUCAGCAGCCUCAGUUUCCACCUGUCCAGCAGCUACAGGAUUCCAGCACACUUGAGUCUCAGGCCCUCUCCACAAGCUUCCACCAGCAGAGCUUGCUGCAGGCUCCCAGCUCUGAUGGGAUGAGUGUAACAACUCGCUUGAUUCAGGAGUCAUCCCAAGAGGAGUUGGACCUACAGACGCAAGGUUCCCAAUUUCUAGAGGACAGCGAGGACCAGAGCAGGCGCUCUUACAGGUGUGACUAUUGCAACAAAGGCUUUAAGAAGUCCAGCCACUUGAAGCAGCAUGUGCGGUCGCACACAGGGGAGAAGCCCUACAAGUGCAAGCUCUGUGGACGUGGCUUUGUUUCCUCUGGGGUCCUCAAGUCCCAUGAGAAGACACACACAGGAGUGAAGGCGUUCAGCUGCAGCGUGUGCAGUGCCUCCUUCACCACCAAUGGCAGCCUCACCCGGCACAUGGCCACACACAUGAGCAUGAAGCCUUAUAAAUGUCCAUUUUGUGAGGAGGGUUUCCGAACUACAGUGCAUUGUAAAAAGCACAUGAAGAGACACCAAACCGUCUCCUCUGCUGUGUCAACCACUGCAGAGACAGAAGGAGGAGACAUUUGUAUGGAGGAAGAGGAAGAACUUCCCGACAGAAAUGCGUCACGAAAGUCUCGUCCUGAGGUCAUCACUUUCACAGAGGAGGAGACAGCCCAGUUAGCCAAGAUCCGUCCGCAGGAGAGUGCCACGGUGUCAGAGAAGGUCCUGGUGCAGUCUGCAGCAGAGAAGGACCGCAUCAGCGAGCUGAGGGACAAGCAGGCGGAGCUGCAGGACGAGCCGAAGCAUGCCAACUGCUGCACCUACUGCCCCAAGAGCUUCAAGAAGCCCAGCGACCUGGUGAGGCAUGUUCGAAUCCAUACUGGAGAAAAGCCGUACAAAUGUGAUGAAUGUGGAAAGAGUUUUACUGUGAAAUCCACUCUCGACUGCCAUGUGAAGACUCACACAGGUCAGAAGCUCUUCAGCUGUCACGUCUGCAGCAACGCCUUCUCCACAAAGGGAAGUCUGAAGGUCCACAUGCGUCUGCACACGGGAGCCAAGCCCUUCAAAUGCCCGCACUGCGAGCUGCGUUUCCGUACCUCGGGUAGAAGGAAGACGCACAUGCAGUUUCAUUAUAAACCGGACCCGAAGAAGGCCAGAAAGCCUGUGACUCGAAGUUCGUCAGAAGCACUGCAGCCCGUCAGCCUCCUCAACUCCUCCUCCACCGACCCCAGCGUGUUCAUCAUGAACAACUCCGUUCUAACAGGACAGUUCGAUCAGAAUCUGCUGCAACCAGGGCUGGUGGGCCAAGCUAUUCUUCCCGCCUCCGUGUCAGCUGGGGGUGACCUGACAGUGUCUCUGACAGAUGGGAGCCUGGCUACCCUAGAAGGCAUCCAGUUACAGUUGGCUGCUAACUUGGUAGGACCAAAUGUACAGAUUUCUGGAAUUGAUGCCACCAGCAUUAAUAACAUUACAUUGCAGAUUGAUCCGAGCAUUCUGCAGCAGACAUUACAGCAGGGCAACCUGCUGGCUCAGCAGCUCACGGGGGAGCCUGGCCUGGCCCCACAGAACAGCUCUCUGCAGACAUCGGACAGCACAGUUCCCGCCAGUGUUGUCAUCCAGCCCAUCUCAGGCCUGUCCUUACAGCCCACGGUGACCUCUGCGAAUCUGACCAUAGGCCCCCUGUCUGAGCAGGAUUCCGUGCUGACCACUAACAGCAGUGGGACUCAAGACCUCACUCAAGUGAUGACUUCGCAAGGUCUGGUAUCCCCCUCCAGCGGUCCCCACGAGAUCACCCUGACCAUUAACAACUCCAGCCUGAGCCAGGUCCUGGCACAGGCCACUGGGCCCACGGCCACGUCUUCCUCGGGGUCUCCACAGGAAAUUACCCUGACCAUCUCCGAACUUAACACUACAAGCGGAAGCCUUCCUUCAACAACACCGAUGUCUCCAUCGACCAUCUCAACUCAGAACCUGGUCAUGUCCUCGUCGGGCAUGGGAGGUGAUGCUAGCGUUACGCUGACACUGGCCGAUACUCAGGGCAUGCUGUCUGGAGGCCUGGACACUGUCACACUCAACAUUACCUCUCAGGGUCAGCAGUUCCCAGCACUCCUCACGGAUCCCUCUGUCUCCGGCCAGGGUGGAGCAGGCUCACCACAAGUCAUACUAGUGAGCCACACACCACAGUCUGCGUCUGCCGCUUGUGAAGAAAUAGCCUACCAGGUUGCUGGCGUCUCUGGGAACCUGGCCCCGGGCAGCCAGCCCGAGAAGGAGGGCCGGGCACACCAGUGCCUGGAAUGUGACCGCGCCUUCUCAUCGGCGGCGGUGCUGAUGCACCACAGCAAAGAGGUGCACGGCCGGGAGCGCAUCCAUGGCUGCCCCGUGUGCAGGAAGGCCUUCAAGCGCGCCACGCACCUGAAGGAGCACAUGCAGACGCACCAGGCCGGCCCCUCUUUGAGCUCCCAGAAGCCAAGAGUGUUUAAAUGCGACACUUGUGAGAAGGCGUUUGCCAAACCAAGCCAGCUGGAGCGCCACAGCCGCAUCCACACAGGGGAGCGGCCAUUCCAUUGCACGCUUUGUGAGAAAGCCUUCAACCAGAAGAGCGCGCUGCAGGUGCACAUGAAGAAGCACACGGGAGAGCGGCCCUACAAGUGCGCCUACUGCGUCAUGGGCUUCACGCAGAAGAGCAACAUGAAGCUACACAUGAAGCGGGCGCACAGCUAUGCUGGAGCACUGCAGGAGCCUGCAGGUCACCCGGAACAGGACGGGGAGGAGCUGAGCCGGACCCUCCACCUGGAGGAGGUGGUACAGGAGGCCACGGGCGAGUGGCAGACCCUCACCCACGUCUUCUGAUGCGAGUCGCAAGUACACCUUUCAGAACGUUUCUGAAGUUACAUUUUUUGAAGAACAAAGCACUUGGAAUCUCUGUUUUAAAGCUUCAAGUGUUAAAAACGUUACCACAAUAGUUUUUCAGCUAUAAAAUUAUCUAAAGAAUCAUUGUCUUUCAGAGACUCACAGGAAAAAAACUGGGAAAAGUGUCACCGCGUUGUUCUCUCGUCUACAAAUCACUGAACUCAGGUACUACAGUGGGCAGUUUCCUCCUCAGUCUCCUCCGUGGCCAGUGCGUCUAGUCCACAUAGCAGUUAACUGAGUCUUACUAUCAUUGUAGUGUGAUUUCUUUGUAUUAGCAAAGACAAAAAAGCUAACAUGGCAAAAGUCUGUAAGAUUGUUCUUCAGGCUUCCGGUUAUGAGAAGCAUAGCUUACAAAGGAAGCGUAAGAUUGGUGCAUGAAGUUCACAGGAAAAUGUUCCUAUACACAGGGGAGUUUUCCACUCUUUUCUCUGUGCAUUUUGAAAAUUAGUGAACAUUGACUCUUUUUAGUCUACCAUAAGUUAAUAUAACUGAUACCUUGAGAGAUGGCUGGACCAAUUCUCUCCAUGACAAAUAUUUAAUCAUUAGUUACAAGAAUGCAGUAUCUGGGGCGUCAACACAGGGACUUGAGUAAACCUGACCCACAAAUAAGGAUUCAACUGUCCACAUGGGCUGGUGACACGCUUAUUGCAUCAAUCUAUGAUCAGGUACAGGGGUUAGAUCAUUGCAGAAGCACAAGCCAUACAUCGCAAGUAGGAAAUCACAGAAUUGUCUGCUAGGAACAGGUAACCGUGGCCCUGUCCACCUCAGCAAAUAAGAAGCAUAUUUGUAGCUUAUGGUUUAGAAUCCAUAAAAACCCCAUGACUUUCUCUUUGUGCAUAAACAGAUGUGUUUUUGAUUUCAGGGAAUUCUUCAGUAUCGUCAAUGGUGCCACAUUAAACAUGUCCCAAACCAAAUCCCACCCGUGCUGGGCAGAGUGUGUGCACACCAUUCCUACAGCAUUCCAAAGAUGGAAGGUUCUUUACUUCAUGUUGAUUUUUCCUUUGAAAUUAUUUAUAUGUUCUAUAUAUAAAUACAUAUGUACAUAGAUAUAUGGGCCUCUGUGUGGCUGAACAGUAUAUUUUGUAAAUAUAAGCACUGGUCCUAAUUGCAGAAAGAGCGUCUGAGUGUCACCUCCCCACGAGCACUUCAGAUCAGUAUUGCAUUCAUUUUAUUAAUAAAUGGAUAUCUUUUUCAUUGUAAUAUAAAGCUGGGUUUUAUUUUUUUUCCUGAAAAAUAAUUGCCUUUAUUUUCUCUCAUUGCCUCCUUGAUUUCAGAAGAGAAUAGUUUUAUUAUAAAUAUUGUAUGGACUUUGUAUAUUAAGAGAGGAGCUCAUUUCAGUUUCCUAAAGAAAUAGACAUUUUACUUUUACUUUGAAAGGGCCUCUUUUGAUUUUUGUUGUUGUUCACUUUUGGCAUAUGUAUAUAAGUAAUACUGAUGAUGAUAUGAAAACUUUGUUAUGUGAAAAUAUUUAAGUCAGAAAAUUGUUAAAUAAUAUUACUUCUUUUCCAAACUGUUUUGUCUAUUGUAUAUUUUUUUAAGAAAAAGAAAAGCCUUAUUUGACUUAUUCUUGUGAUACUGGACUUCUUACCAGUCCCGAGGUUUCCUUCCUUGAAUGUCUGUGGGAACCUGGCUGUAAUUGGCAUAUGCAGAAUAAUUGUAAUUGUGCUAGAGUUUUAAAGGUUCUGCUUUUAAUGCACUUUUUAUUUUAUAAUUUUGUAUUGAAAUAUUUGAGAAAUGUUGAUUAAUUUUGGUGAACAAAUAUCCCCAAACUUUAAAUUACUGGAAUUUAAAAUUUUUGUUCUUGCUGGGUUAUUUAUUUGGAUUUUAGAAUUAAAUAUCAUCUCAGGACAGCUCUAAAAGGGGUUGUUUAAUUCCUAAUUGUAUAGAAAGCAUAGUUUGGUGAAUUGUAUUGGUUAAUUAACUAUUUAAGGCCUUAACAGGUGAAUCGAGAGCCAACUUUUAUUUUGGUUAAAGAAAAAGAAAAUAUCAAUCAUUCAAUUUUGUGUCUUUUCUGAAUUUAUUAGCAGGCAAACAUAAGACAUUUUAUGUAUUAUUUUGAUUUACUUCCUAAUUAUAAAAGAUGCUUUUUUGCAGAACAUUCCUUGAAAAUAUAAGGUUUUGAAAAGACAUAAUUUUACUUGAAUCUAUGUGGGGUACAGGUUGAUCUUUUUAUUUUACUGGUUGUUUUAAAAAUUCUAGAAAAGAGAUUUCUAGCCUCAUGUAUAACCAGGGUUUUGAGGAUAAUGAACUGUAUUUUUAGAACUAUCUCAUCGUAGCAUAUCUGCUUUGGAAUAGCUAUAAAUAAAAAAUGAAGUUAGGAUAUGUGAUUAAUUUUUUUUGUUUGAAAAUACUUAAAAUAGUUUGGCGUGUAAGUUAAUUUCAAGUUCAGAUAUUUUUAAGAGAGAACUUCAAUGGUAUUUUUCUUCAUUUCUGUGAAGUUUGGAGGAGCUUACCCCCAGAAUGUCCCCUGGAAAGGUGUCAGACUUUAAAAAUCAGGGUGUGGCUCUGCGGCAGUGAGUACCCCGGGCCUGUGCCACAGCUGCUCCUGUGCCCUUUCGUUUGCUCCCGUGCCCUUUCGUUUGCUGCUGUGUUCAACGGCACGCAGUCAUUUAGGAGCCUUUCAAAAGUUCCUAAGUGUCUUGAUCCUGCUUUUGUGCUCAGGUAGCUGUGCAGCAGGUAAGCUGAAAGAAUGAAUGGCCUUUGCAAAGAUACUGAACAUGAAGCUGAGUUGCAGGCAUUGAGGAAGCAGGAGGCACGAAGCGUGUGGAGUCCCGGUGGCUGUGUCUCCAAGGAACGGCAGUAGGUGAAAAGAAAGACCUUCUUUCAAAAAUGCAGAUUCAGAUGCCACCCCACCCCGACCAAGCUGUGCUUUUGCCCCCUUUAAAAACUUGAGGUGCUUAGAAAUUAUCUAAAUAGAAGAAAUUCUGUGACACGGCCUCUGCCAGCCAGGCCAGUGGGGGCUGAUCAAACGCCACCCUCAUCUUGCUGUGUUCUUCGGGUGGGACAUGGAACAUCUGUGCUUGUCCAGCACUUAAUCACGGGGUGUUCCCUCGCGCAUACUUUCUACACCCCAUUGGAACUUUUUAAGGAAACUUGAAUUUUGAAAUUAUAGCCAGUGUUCUGUGUCUUCCUUUGAACUCUUAUAUCACAUUUAUUGCAAGAGACGCACGUGUUCACACAGGUACAAGAUUUUUUACAGCAGAAGUGGAUUUCUGUUCUUGCUGUGAGUUUUCCUCUUUUUUAGAAGAAUAUUUGUAACUCGUUAGGAUACACAUUUUAACAUGAAAUGACCAUCACACAGAUUUAUUUUGGUAAUAUUCAGGAUAAAAUAGUUUGACAUGUACAUUAAUUUCAAGAUUUAUGUAUGUAACAUUUUUAAAGGAAAUUUGUAAGACACAUAGAACUGCUUUCUAGUUAAUAUUUCUAAGUCUGUCUGAUGUCUGCUUCUUACAUUUUUUUCUGAAGCUUAUUUCAAAAUUAAUAUCGCCCUCCCCCGCAAAAGAAGUUAAACCAAGGGUUGAUCAUUGUGAAUUUGUCCCUUUUGCAAGACCUACCGCGUAGGAAGUAAGUGAGGCAGAGGUGACAUCCUGCAAGUGUUAGUUCUGAAGGAAGAGCUCUCUCUGUGUCACUUACUCUGUGUUCGUGCAACGUGGGUACUUUGGAUCUUUUAGAAUAAAAUUUCAAAAGUGCGUACAUACAUAACGCAACUUAAUGUCGUAUCUCUACUUGGGGCCUCUACAUCUUUACCGCAUUCUAAUGAAAGGAUCAUACGCCAGAGGCCACAGAGCUGGCAUCUUCUUCACUGUGGAGAAAGUGGGAGCCACAGAGCUUUGUGUGGGUGAGAUGCCCACACAUGCCUAGAGAGACAUGUUCUUUGUCCUGGGGGCUGGGGGCUCACCCUCUGUGAACCGAUUCCCUCCUCAGACUGCCGCGCGGAUGAGCACACACUCGCCCUAACAGAGACCUUGGCAGUUCCUUAUGCGGAUGACUGACAUUGAAGGCACUAAAACAGGAAGUUUAGUAUAAAUGGCAGGAGCAAUAGGCAGUCAGGAGAGAUUUUUCUAUUGAAUCUUUUUGUGUGUAACAUUUUUACAGCAUGAAGACUUUUGUAUUCAAUCAAGAUUUGUAUCAUAAUUGACGGAUUCUAAAGUGGCAUAGGAAUUCGUUCUUGAUUCACCACUAAAGAAAAUUUUUAAGUUAAUUUUUUUUUAUUUAUGGAAGAAUUAUCUUUUUAUCUUCACUAUUGUUUCAUGGUCUAUUUAUACAUUGGAUGGUAUUUAUUUAAUCCAGUUUUGUAUUAGAAAUGGAUAGUGAUGCCGAAAGCCAUGGUGCUGGCUUUAAAACAAUAAAAAUAGUUUCUGUAUUAUUUUAAAACUCCUGUAUACUUAUUUGGGUGCUGGGUGACUCACAACUAUUUAAAGAUGGAUGCUUCCUCUAGGUCACGCUUGGCACGGCUCAGCACAUAGGGCAGUGCUGAUUUGACCAUCGGUUCAAGCCAGGGCAUUAAAUCCUGGAGGAUGUCCCCUGCUCCUCCUCUCUGCUUUCUCUCUGGUUUGAAAGGUGUUGAAGAGUGAGCGGAAGUGAAAUGCACAUCCAUCAUAAUAUCCGUGUGUCUGUUUAUGAGAUAUGCCAGGUCCUGGACUUCCCAGAGCACCCAUGGAGUUACUUUAUAUCAUCAGGUUCUUUUAAAAUACACAUUAAUCUGUUUUACUGUGCCUUACCUUUCCAAACUGUUGAAGAAGUCCGUAGUUGAGAGAGUCAUCAUUCUAUUGAAAUAAAUUUAUGAUGUAUUUCUUCUUGGAUCACCUUAUUUCUGGCACUGAGUAGGGACUCCAGACAUUUUUGGACUGAAAAAGUUAAAGUGAUAGUGACCUCCUGAAUGCAGCCAAGAGGGAAUGUUAGGAAAUUGCUUUACUGUUCUUUCUGCUUGUUUCUUUGCUUGUAGGAGCCAUAUUGCUCUGAUAGAUUUUGAAAUGGAGUGGGUGAAGGAAGGGCUUUUUUUAACUAUCAAAUUAUACAAAGUGUAUUCCCACUACGGUGGAUUGUCUCAACUACUGGCAGUGCUUUACCAGGUGAGUUUUACCCGGAGGCUGGGCUCCCUGUGCGAGUGAAUGGAGUGGUCCCCCUUAAGCAAGAGCAAAGGCUUGCACCUGCCAGUAUGCUGUGCGCUCGAAUGCUGGGAGGCAGGCAGCCUGCGCCCCCACUCAGAUGAGCUCUGGUGCACCUCUGGUGCUCCCUGUCCCUGGGCCAGCCAGUCACAUUCUCUAGGCCUGGCUCCUUGUCCCUGGGGUAAGUUAAUUGACUUUCUUUCUUUUCAGCUCUGCCUUCUACUUGGAUUCUCAGUUAACCGGCCAUGAGGCAGUGGGAGUCCCUCUGCAUGGGCCCUGGCAUUUCUGUUGGUCUUCUGCAGAUGUUCUUGUUGCGCUGUUUGUACAGAGUGCAGCGGGGGAGAUGGAGACGGCCUCUUUCUCCAGCGUGAAGGGAUGCUUGCUUACCGAUGGGUGUAAUGAAGACACUGUCGCCCUUCGUACCAAAGGCUGGGUAGGCGAAUUUCCAGUGAUCCCGCUGCCUUGGCCUGAGCAGCUGAAAUUCCGCUCCCCAAGCUCAGCCCCUCCCCUACCACGCCACCCACUCUGCAGGCAUCCCCUGGCCCAGUUUGCGUGGAGCUUUGGGGAUGGGGGCUUAAUUGUCCAAACAAAUGCUGUCUGGCUACCCCUGGUACUGUGAGUAAAAUCCCUUUUGUCACCCAGGAGCCUGUGUCUUCUGCCAGCAGCCAGGAGGCUGGGAGGCUGUCCUGGAAGGAAAUGGGAGAACCUGGGAUGCUUCAUGGCUGCUGACACUGGUCAGCUCACUCUGGAGGCCUGGGGACAGCCCUGGCUCAGCUUAUGAUAUGCAUGGAAGUUGUUAAAUACAUGUUACUGAUAUUCCACACCACCCCCAGUACUGCCCCCAUCAUUGAGGACAUUCUCUUGUGACUUGGCACCUUUGAAACAUUCAGUCCCUUAAGGCCCUACAGAAAGAAUGACAGAUGUCACUGGGCACACCCACGGAGAUGCCUCACACACCCCUUCUACCGAUUAGCAGAUGCUUCCCAGUGUUAUUAUUCUGGGCCAAUGAAGAGAGUUGUAUGUUACUAUUUUAGUAAUUAGAACAAAGAGAUCAUUGGUUACCUUGGUAACAAAGCUCUGUAAGAAAGAAAUUCUUACAUUUAACAUGAAGCAGCUCACUUUGCUGUUAGCCAAUUUUUUAGUAGUUCUGGGUAGCGAUGGACAACAGCUGGCCAGUCUGCCUCCAGAUGCUCCUUUUAUUUUUGAGGUAGGGUCUCACUUUGUCUCCAGGCUGGAGUGCAGGUGCAAUCAUGGCUCACUGCAGCCUCAACCUCCUGGACUCAGUGAUCGUCCCGCCUCAGCCUGCCGAAUAGCUGGGACUACGAUGCACACCCCGCACCCGGCUAAUUUUCAUUAUUUUGUUAGAGACAGGGUCUUGCUAUGUUGCCCAGGCUGGUCUCAAUGUCCUGGCUGCAGGUGAUCCCCACACCCUGGCCUUCACCUCCUGAGCAGCUGAAAGUAUGGGUGUGAGCCACUGCCCCGGCUCUUCACCAUGCACAUUUUCUCCAGUUACCUUUCAGUCACCUUUGCCAACUUCAGUAAUGCAAAGUCUUUGUCUUUUUUCUUUUUUUGAGACAGGGUCUUGUUCUGUUGCCCCGGCUGAAGGGCAAUGGCAAUGGUAUACUGGCUCACUGAAACUUCCACAUCCUGGGUUCAAGUGAUUCUCCUGCCUCAGCCUAUGGAGUAGCUGGGAUUACAGGCACACCCCACCACACCCGGCUAAUUUUGUAUUUUUAGUACAGACGGUGUUCCACCAUGUUGGCCAGGCUGGUCUUGAACUGCUGAGCUCAGGCCAUCCACCCCCGUCAGCCUCCCAAAGCGCUGGGAUUACAUUACAUAUGUGAGCCACCACACCUGGCCUGUUCUUUUUUUCUUUUCUUUCUUUCUUUCUUUCUUUUUUUUUUUUUUUAAAAGCAGUUUCAAGCUUACAGAAAAGCUGUAAGGAAAGAACUGAGACCUCUCCAUGUGCGGGUCUCCAUAGACCCCUCUCGCACUGCCCUCGUCUGAGUGAUGGUGUCUUCCAUGCACCACGCUGGCCAUAGCCUGGUAUUGUAGAUGAAACUGUCUCCCAGGAGACCUGAGAGCUGCCCAACAUGUGUGGCAGGGGCAUGAUCCUAAGGGCUUUUGCAACAACCUGCUCAAGGCAGGCAGGCAGGCAGGCAGGCUGCUGACCCUGGGGAGCAGCCUGGCCACCAUAUUGGAAGGGAGAUUUAACUCAGGAUCAUCUCUGCUUUUCACAUGAACUUUAAAUCAGAAGCGGGAACUUAGCUGAGAGGUGGAGGGGCCCUGGCUGCUGUGGGAGGUAGCGGAAGGAGUCACUGUUUUAUGGAUGCCCUCGAGUCUCAGCCUAUUAGCCAGCUCUAGGAGUCUGUAAGAUUCCAAAGCCAGAUAAGCCAUUUCCUGGUGGUGGGAAGUUGAGGUAAGAGGCUGGAGAAUGGGGAGCCCUGGCCUGCCUCUGAGACGAGGCCGGAGUUGCCUGGAAGGUGGAUGAGAGCGCAGGUUGAAAUCAGCCUGCUUGUACAAAACCAGACCAUUCAUUUUACUUCUGCGGCCGGUGCGGUCCGCGUCUCGCGCUGGAGAGCUGCAGUGGUUAACACACCGCACAGUCCGGUCUGUGCUGUUGGGUCAGCCUUUGCCUCCCUAUCACCUCGUUUAGGAUUUCAGUGACUAGCUGCUAUUUACAGUAGAGGAGUCACCAUAGAGACGCGUGCCGACGUGCUUCGCCUCGGAGGGGUCACCACAGAGACGCGCGACGACAUGCUUCGCCUCAGUGUCUUUUUCGGCAAAGAGCUGCUGCUAGACUGAAGGAAACCGGUGGUUCCGUUAAAAGCAAAAUGAAGGCCAGGAGCGGUGACGGGCGCCUGUGAUCCCAGCAUCGUGGGAGGCUGAGUAGCCAGAGACCCUCUGAUGAGGACGCCCUCCCACAGGCAGAAGGCAGCCCUGCCUGGAGCCCCAGAGGCACCCUGUCACAUUAGCUCCAAAGACCCGGCUCUUGCUUGACGACACGGGCCUGUGAGCUGCAGCCCGGGACACAAAAGAAGACACCGUUCAAAUUCCAUUAAAAGUUUAUUGUUUUAUUUCAA
This is a messenger RNA of Callithrix jacchus (white-tufted-ear marmoset), 20633 nucleotides long. The record is from RefSeq and is a predicted model, not a curated record. NCBI's taxonomy places the organism in Eukaryota, Metazoa, Chordata, Mammalia, Primates, Cebidae.